Macaca mulatta (Rhesus monkey) is the source of this 5588-nucleotide messenger RNA. Lineage: Eukaryota; Metazoa; Chordata; Mammalia; Primates; Cercopithecidae. The record is from RefSeq and is a predicted model, not a curated record.
GUCAGAGGAAUGGGGAACUAGAAAAAGAAAGUCAAAGGCACUGCCAGGCAAGAAAACGCUGGGUCUCCUUCCACAAGUUUGGAAAUGUUGGAAGGUGGACCAGUUGGGAGUCACCAUCUGAACAACCCCUGUGUACUUUUUAUAAAUAAUGUACCUGAACCAUCAUUUACUGGAAGUGGCAAUCAACCUGUGAGGAACCGCAAACGAAAAAGUCCACCUUGAGUGUCGACGUGAUGGAAUUGGGGGCGGAGACGAGGGAGAGCAGUGGGCUAGGAUGGCUCACAGUCUCCGCAACAUGGCGACCCUGGAACCAGCUGACUUGCAGGAGGCGGAGCUCCGCCCCAGCUCGCCCGGCCCCACCCCGCUCGGCCCCGCCCAGCGCACCCCUCGACCGGGGCGCGAGGGUUGUGAGGUGUUUGAGCGAAGCGCCUGCGCAGGGCAGCGGCGCGCGGGGCGGAGGCUUUAUAACCACUUCGUCGUUGCUGCUCGGCUUCUAGCUCCAGGAGGGCGGCUGAGACGGUGGCGGCGGCGGCCGGGCGCUGGCUGAGGGGCACUGAGGCGGGAGCUGUGGCGGCGCUGGGCGCCCCUGGCCCCUCGGCCUCUGCGGGUCAUGGGCUCCGAAAAGGACUCCGAGUCGCCGCGCUCCACAUCCCUACAUGCGGCCGCGCCCGACCCCAAGUGCCGCAACAGCGGCCGGCGCCGGCGCCUCACCUUCCACAGCGUCUUCUCCGCCUCGGCCCGCGGUCGCCGCUCCCGGGCCAAGCCGCAGGCCGAGCCGCCGCCCCCGGCCGCGCCGCCGCUGCCCGCCCCGGCCCCUGCCGCGGCCCAGGCCCCGCCGCCCGAGGCGCUGCCCGCCGAGCCGGCCGCCGAGGCCGAGGUGGAGGCCGCGGCGGCGGCGGCGGCGGAGCCGGGGUUCGACGAUGAGGAGGCGGCGGAGGGCGGCGGCCCAGGCGCGGAGGAGGUGGAGUGCCCGCUCUGCCUGGUGCGGCUGCCGCCCGAGCUGGCCCCGCGCCUCCUCAGCUGUCCGCACCGCUCGUGCCGGGACUGCCUCCGCCACUACCUGCGCCUGGAGAUAAGCGAGAGCAGGGUGCCCAUCAGCUGCCCCGAGUGCAGCGAGCGACUCAACCCGCACGACAUCCGUUUGCUGCUCGCCGACCCGCCGCUUAUGCACAAGUACGAGGAGUUCAUGCUGCGUCGCUACCUAGCCUCGGACCCCGACUGCCGCUGGUGCCCGGCCCCGGACUGCGGUUAUGCUGUUAUUGCCUAUGGCUGUGCCAGCUGCCCGAAGCUAACUUGUGAGAGGGAAGGUUGCCAGACGGAGUUCUGCUACCACUGCAAGCAGAUAUGGCAUCCAAAUCAGACAUGCGAUAUGGCCCGUCAACAGAGGGCCCAGAGUUUACGAGUUCGGACCAAACAUACUUCAGGUCUAAGUUAUGGGCAAGAAUCUGGACCAGCAGAUGACAUCAAGCCAUGCCCACGAUGCAGUGCUUAUAUUAUCAAGAUGAAUGAUGGAAGCUGUAAUCACAUGACCUGUGCAGUGUGUGGCUGUGAAUUCUGCUGGCUUUGUAUGAAAGAGAUCUCAGACUUGCAUUACCUCAGCCCCUCUGGCUGUACAUUCUGGGGCAAGAAGCCAUGGAGCCGUAAGAAGAAAAUUCUUUGGCAGCUGGGCACGUUGAUUGGUGCUCCAGUGGGGAUUUCUCUCAUUGCUGGCAUUGCCAUUCCUGCCAUGGUCAUUGGCAUUCCUGUUUAUGUUGGAAGGAAGAUUCACAGCAGGUAUGAGGGAAGGAAAACCUCCAAACACAAGAGGAAUUUGGCUAUCACUGGAGGAGUGACUUUGUCUGUCAUUGCAUCCCCAGUUAUUGCUGCAGUUAGUGUUGGUAUUGGUGUCCCCAUUAUGCUGGCAUAUGUCUAUGGGGUUGUGCCUAUUUCUCUUUGUCGUGGAGGUGGCUGUGGAGUUAGCACAGCCAACGGAAAAGGAGUGAAAAUUGAAUUUGAUGAAGAUGAUGGUCCAAUCACAGUGGCAGAUGCCUGGAGAGCCCUCAAGAAUCCCAGCAUUGGGGAAAGCAGCAUUGAAGGCCUGACUAGUGUAUUGAGCACUAGUGGAAGCCCUACAGAUGGACUCAGUGUUAUGCAAGGUCCUUACAGCGAAACAGCCAGCUUUGCAGCCCUCUCAGGGGGCACGCUAAGUGGCGGCAUUCUCUCCAGUGGCAAGGGAAAAUACAGCAGGUUAGAAGUUCAAGCCGAUGUCCAAAAGGAAAUUUUCCCCAAAGACACAGCCAGUCUUGGUGCAAUUAGUGACAACGCAAGCACUCGUGCUAUGGCCGGUUCCAUAAUCAGUUCCUACAACCCACAGGACAGAGAAUGCAACAAUAUGGAAAUCCAAGUGGACAUUGAAGCCAAACCAAGCCACUAUCAGCUGGUGAGUGGAAGCAGCACGGAGGACUCGCUCCAUGUUCAUGCUCAGAUGGCAGAGAAUGAAGAAGAAGGUAGUGGUGGCGGAGGCAGUGAAGAGGAUCCCCCCUGCAGACACCAAAGCUGUGAACAGAAAGACUGCCUGGCCAGCAAACCUUGGGACAUCAGCCUGGCCCAGCCUGAAAGCAUCCGCAGUGACCUAGAGAGCUCUGAUACACAGUCAGACGAUGUGCCAGACAUCACUUCAGAUGAGUGUGGCUCCCCCCGCUCCCAUACUGCAGCCUGCCCCUCGACCCCCAGAGCCCAAGGUGCACCGAGCCCAAGUGCCCAUAUGAACCUCUCUGCCCUAGCCGAGGGACAAACUGUCUUGAAGCCAGAAGGUGGAGAAGCCAGAGUAUGAAGUGGAAUAUGCACUUUUGUCUUCCUGGCCAGUGUUUUACUACAAUGAGGAGGGCAAGUCUGGACAACAGCCAGCUUGGAAGAUUCUUAUCUCUUGGGCACUGCAGCCAGACUUCACACGUUUCCCUGCACCUAGGACAGGAAAUGCUGUUAGUGGACUUUGGAUUUCUGGAAGAAUGUUCCCUGAAGGGGGCGUGUACUUGUGUGAAAAAGAGAACUUGUUGGAAAAAGAGGCAGACAGCCUGGAGAUCUCUGAAACGCAAAUUAUCAACUCAAAACUUGGAAUUCUCUUGAAGCCUCAAGAGAACAAUUCACUUCUUUGCUGUUGGAGGGGCAGUAGUUUAUGGCCAAACCUGUAUUUCUUAUCUGGGUUCCACUUACUACGGCUGUGAGAUUUGGGCAGUUUACUCUCAGUCUGUUUUCAAUUAGCCAAAAUGGAGAUGAUGAUCCUAGUUAUGGGGUUGUGAAGACUGAGAUGGUAUACUGAAAAUGUUUUGGUAAAGGCCCAUGUUUUUUCCUCCUGCAGGAAUAAGAAGAAAUGAGUUAAAGGAGAUUUUAGAUAUCAAAUAAGAAAGGAAGCCUAGACCUCUAGGCCAGAGGCUAUGAAACAUUUAAAUUCAUUCUAAUCCUUAGCAACACAUUAGCAGAUGAAAAGGCCCAUCAUCACCACCUAGAGGCAAACACAAGUAAUGCAUUAGAAAAUUUAUAGUAGCUUACAAAAUGGGGAAAGUUUAAUUUCCUCUUCAUACAGCCUGCAUUCAUUCUGAAAUACCUAUGGCAUUUCAGGUAUAAGAUGUAGCAAUGACUAAAAUUCCAAGUUCCUGUCCCCAUGGAACUUAGACUCUAGUGGGGGAAAGCAAUCAGAUAUAUAAUCUGGAUUGAGGAUAAGUACUCUGAAGAAAAACGGAAGACAGAGUGGUAGAUAGUGCUACUUGACAUGACCAGGUUGGGCCUCCUUGAUAAGGUUCCAUUAUUAUUAGAGCCUUUAAUGGAGCAAGGAAGAUAUAACUAUGUGAAUAUCUAGGGGAAGCACAUACCAGACAUGAGGAAUAAAGUACAAAGGCCCUUUGGUAGAGCAUCCUUAGUCUGUUUCCAAAAAAGCACAGUAUAAAGGCCUAUAUGGCUGGAACAAAGUGGACCAAGAUGGGGAGAGGAGUGGAUUAGGUCAAAGAUGUGGCUGGGGCAAGGUUGUGUAGAUUAGCCAAACAACUCUGAAGACAAGGAAAUUUUAGAUUUCUCUGGGCCAGGAAGAGGUAGUCUUCAACGCCAGACAGAUGCAGUGCUUGCAGCCAGCUUUCAAAGGGGCUGAAACUGGGAGGGGGCAUGUCUGAUCACUAGUACUACUUGGACAGGCCAAUGUGAAGAAGCUUGUGGAUAUGGUAAAUGAAUACUUAUUUAUUUUCACCUAAGGUACCUUCUUAUGCUGCAGAGGCUGGAAAACUAAAACCUUCAUGUCUUAGAUUUCCUUGAAACCAAGGUUCUGAAGGUAACCUAAGGUUGAGUUUUGCCAAUUAGAUGCACAAACAAGAUGUGGAAGAAGGAGUGAUUCAGGGGUUAUCUUUAGCUACUUUGGCUAUUGCUCCUGCAAGAUGUAGGUUUCUCUUUAACUGCAUUCUAAUAUCCAUCAGUAGCUUUGUGGGUGUUGAAGGGUGUCUGGAUCCAUAGAUAGCAGUUUGUGAUGUUUUCUUGUAGUCAACCUGUAGUGGCCUCCUAACUCCUCAUCUCCCCUUUGGUGGCAGAGGUAGCAGCUCACAUGGAAGGCUAAUUCCGGGUCUGGGAAUCUCCUGGAGGCCCAGCCUAUGGCCAUGUUCCCCAGGCUUUCCAAUGCUUUUGUAAGCACCUAAUUGACCUGUAUUGAAUCCUUUUCUACUUAAAAUUGGUAAAGGGGUAUUGUUUUCUGCAGUUACUGAAUCCUGGCUAAUAUAAUAUUUGGUUCCAAAAGUGGUUACUAGCAACAGGACCUCAAAGAUGGGCCUCUUAGAAUAGUUAUGACUAAGCUGCAUUUGAAGGAAAUGUAGAUCUAGUCGCCACUGGAAAAUGAUAAACUGGUAGGCAAAUUGCUUACACCUGUGGUCACCUGAAAUGAAAUGUCUUUUGAAGAAAAGACAUUGGCACCUCAAAGGGCUGCCAUAAUAGAUCAUCAUGUAAGAAAUGGGGACAAAUGAUGGUGACUACACUAGAGGGGUUAGAGGAAAAAGAUGAAAAGCUCAAAAGUUUGACAUUUUCAGCUCAAGGCAUAGUAUGGGAGAGACCCAAAAGAAUUUUAUCUUUUGUAGCUGCAAGGCUCAUGUACAUCAAAAUCAAAGGGAUAUUCUGGAUCACUGAAUUACAUACAACGUAAGUUGAAUUCGUAGCUUUACCAGGCCUCUUAUGUGAAAGUGGGGCCCUGAAAUGAGCAGUGGGGACCCUUGAGUGGAUUUGGAUAAAUUCGAGUGCUGUCAACUCACAGACUCCACUUCUCUUAAGCAGCAGAAGCAGCCCUUCUUCCCCUCAUACAUAUGGCUGGUUCUGCUGUUUGAAGAUCUUGGGGUAGUUGUCCUAAAAGGGAAUACUAAUACUUCUCAUGUCCCACCCCCUACCCCUCCUUGCUACCAGCUCUAACUAGAGUCAGAUCCCAGUAUGCUUCUGGAAGGCAAACCCAAAGUCUGAUCUGAGAGAAGACUUACAGAAGAGUUGUAAGACUUUGCUAAUUUGUAUCAGCAGAAACAAGGGGAAAACGUGUAGAGUGUAUUCCAAAGAUGUUGGACCAGGAAGGUAGGAAUAUACAUUUAUUUUCA